CCAAAAUUACAGAGCGAAGAUUUCUUCUUUCUACUUAAAAUCCUUGAAAAUGGCAGUUUUCUCAAUCGUCGGCCGAUCAAUCAGACACCAGCUCCGGCAGAGUUCACAGCCCUACUUCAAGCAGUUAUUUGAUUCAAAUCCGUCUAGGUAUGAUAUCAUAUCACUUCAUGGACAGUUCCAGAUUGUUAGAACUCUCAUUCUCGAAUCAGCUUCUCGAUGUUUAAAGAUCAAUCGAUUAUCUGGCUCCGAUUCCGGAAUUGCUGAGAUGUGCUUGGAUAGGCCUCAGGCUAAGAAUGCUAUUGGGAAAGAUCUACUUAGAGAGUUUAAACUGAGUUUAGAAGAUAUCAAUAAUGAUCCUUCUGUGAAUAUUCUGUUGAUUACCAGUUUGGUUCCUAAGGUUUUCUGUGCUGGAGCUGAUUUGAAGGAGAGGAAGACAAUGGAUCCUUCUGAGGUCAGGACUUUUGUGAAUUCUUUACGCUCAUCUUUUUCAUACCUGGAGGCGCUUCGUAUUCCUUCUAUAGCUGUUAUUGAAGGUGCAGCAUUGGGUGGUGGAUUAGAAUUGGCUCUUUCAUGUGAUCUUCGAAUAUGCGGAGAAAGUGCAAUAAUGGGUCUGCCUGAAACAGGGCUUGCAAUAAUUCCCGGGGCUGGAGGGACACAAAGACUUCCUAGAUUAGUUGGAAAAUCAGUAGCAAAAGAGCUCAUAUUUACAGGUCGCAAAUUCAGUGGCAGUGAAGCAGCUUCAAUGGGCAUAGUCAAUUAUUGUGUUCCAUCAGGAGAAGCUCGUUUCAAGGCGCUAGAAAUGGCUCAAGAGAUAAAUCAGAAGGGACCAGUAGCGAUUAGGAUGGCGAAACAAGCAAUUGACGAGGGUUUCGAGUUAGAUUUGUCAAUGGCAUUAGAAUUGGAAGAAGACUGUUAUGAGAAUCUCUUGCACACUAAAGAUCGGCUCGAGGGUUUGGCUGCUUUUGCUGAGAAGAGAAAACCGAGGUACACUGGUGAAUAAGAAACAACUCUAAAAAUCAACUUUAAUAAUAAUAAUGUAUAUACUUUUAUCAUAACAAAUCUUAUUAUUAUAUUGUUCUUCAUUUGAAACAUUAAUUUAUCCAAUUUUUCCUUGCCUUUAAGUAGAAAAAUGGCAAUGAUUCUAGUGUCUAGGGAAAAUUGUGUAUGAGAUGGAUCUAACCCACUUGGAUCUAGUCAUUGUUUCCGGGUUGUACC
Molecule: messenger RNA, 1215 nt
Organism: Impatiens glandulifera
Lineage: Eukaryota; Viridiplantae; Streptophyta; Magnoliopsida; Ericales; Balsaminaceae
Product: probable enoyl-CoA hydratase 2, mitochondrial
Exons: 8
Coding region: 50-1000 (316 amino acids)
Biological process (GO): fatty acid beta-oxidation
Cellular component (GO): mitochondrion
Molecular function (GO): enoyl-CoA hydratase activity
Source: RefSeq, a predicted model, not a curated record